AGAAGGUUCACAAAAAACCUGUUUUCUUGAGGAAUUACCAAGAGGAAUGUAUAUUGUUGGAAAAUAUACGGUGGAAAAUCUGAAACAUUAUGAUAAUGAAAAACAAGCAGGAGUUCGUAUAACUAUUUAUGAAUUGAAUGAAAAAGUAUCGGAUCAACUUGGAUAUGGAUCUAAUCAAUUUAUAUUUACAUCAGAUCAGACUUUACAAUAUAAAAUAUGUUUUGAAAUCCACUCAGAACUACAUCAGCAACAACAUAUUCGUCUUACUUUAGAUUUUAUAGUUGGAGAAACAGAUACAACUCAAAGAAAUGCAACGAGAAUAGUUGAAAAGAUGACUAGAACAACAAAAAGGUUAAAUCAACAAAUUUUUGAAAUUAAAUUAGCACAAAAAAUGAUGCGUGAGAAAGAAGAGGAAUUUAGGACACAAAGUGAAAUAACGAAUGGACGUGUAUUAAAAUGGGCAUUAGUUCAAUUAUCUAUUUUAUUUGCAACAUCUAUUUGGCAAACAAUUCACCUUCAAGGAUUCUUUAUUAAACAAAAACUUGUUUGAGUCUAAAAAAAUUUAUUAUAACCCUUAGACAGGAUCUCUUUUG
Pneumocystis carinii B80 is the source of this 593-nucleotide messenger RNA. RefSeq lists its product as hypothetical. Gene Ontology annotation, biological process: intracellular protein transport; Golgi organization; endoplasmic reticulum to Golgi vesicle-mediated transport. The record is from RefSeq and is a predicted model, not a curated record. The transcript is spliced from 5 exons. Lineage: Eukaryota; Fungi; Ascomycota; Pneumocystomycetes; Pneumocystales; Pneumocystaceae. Bases 47 to 550 code for a protein of 167 amino acids. Gene Ontology annotation, cellular component: COPII-coated ER to Golgi transport vesicle; endoplasmic reticulum-Golgi intermediate compartment; endoplasmic reticulum.